This is a messenger RNA of Notodromas monacha, 3375 nucleotides long. The record is from the annotation of a GenBank genome assembly. Lineage: Eukaryota; Metazoa; Arthropoda; Ostracoda; Podocopida; Cyprididae.
AGGUUUGCAAAUUUGCGUUUCCUUCAGGUUUCUCUGAACGAUAUCUCAUUUCGCGAGAAAGGUAUUGUGGAGGAGACCAUGACCAUGUACAAUCCUUACACAAGUGAGGCUGUCUUUCAAGGCAGCCUCUCGUCCGCGGGUGACGUGGAAACGGGACAAGAUUUAGUUGCCGGUGCCAGCUUCUUCAAUUCGGACUUCAAAAAGAAUGAAGAUUUGAAAAUUAUGCUGGACAAUAGCAAGGACAGUUUGAAAUUGGAGGCGAUGAAGAGAAUAAUCGCAAUGGUCGCCAAAGGCAGAGACGCCAGUGACCUUUUUCCCGCCGUUGUUAAGAACGUCGUUUCGAAGAACGUGGAAGUUAAGAAGCUCGUUUACGUGUACCUUGUCCGGUACGCAGAAGAACAACAAGACUUGGCAUUACUAUCCAUCUCGACAUUCCAGCGCGCAUUAAAAGACCCGAACCAACUCAUUCGAGCGUCAGCUCUCCGAGUUCUCUCUUCAAUCAGAGUUCCAGUGAUAAUUCCAAUCGUGAUGUUAGCCAUCAAGGAAGCUGCGAAUGACAUGUCCGCUUACGUGCGGAAAACAGCUGCACAUGCUAUUCCCAAGUUGUACAGCUUGGACCCAGAGCAAAAAGAAGAGCUUGUGUCGGUGAUCGAGAAACUACUUUCGGACAAAGCUACUCUUGUGCUCGGAUCCGCUGUGAUGGCCUUCGAAGAAGUUUGCCCGGAAAGGAUCGACUUGAUUCAUAAGAAUUACAGGAAAUUUUGCACCCUCAUAACCGAUGUCGAGGAAUGGGGUCAGGUCAUAAUUUUGAACAUGCUCGUUCGCUACGCCAGAACACAGUUCGAAGAUCCGAAUCAUCCUGAUUUCGGCGGACAAAAUGAAUCGCGAUCAUUCUACGAAGACUCCGAAUCGGAUUCCUCGGACCCUGAAGAAGUACAGAAGAAAAUCCGGAAGCCAAAAACGAAGGAAGUGGACCCAGACCUGACUCUGCUCUUGCGAAACUGCCGCCCUUUGCUCCAGAGUCGGAACGCCGCGGUGGUGAUGGCGGUGGCGCAGUUGUACCAUCACUGUGGUCCGAGAUCCGAAAUGGUGUCAGUGUCUAGGGCCUUGGUUCGACUCUUGCGGUCGCACCGAGAAGUUCAAGCCUUGAUUUUAAACACUUUGGCAGCUUUGUCCACUGAACGGAAAGAACUUUUCGAGCCUUACUUGAAAAACUUCUUUGUCCACGCGAACGACCCGACGCUGGUGAAGAUGCUCAAGUUGGAAGUGAUGACCAAUGUUGCGAAUUCUGGGAACAUAUCUGUGAUCCUAAGGGAGUUUCAGACGUAUAUUUCAAGUCCGAACAAAGAGUUCGUCACAGCAACAAUUCAAGCGAUUGGGAGGUGUGCUUCAAAUAUCAAGGAAGUGACGGAUUCAUGUCUUCAUGGACUCGUUAUCUUGUUGUCCAAUCGGGAUGAGUCUGUGGUCGCUGAAAGUGUGGUGGUGAUACGGAAGUUGCUCCAACUACAGCCUUCUCACGUGAAAGACAUCGUUGUCCAGCUCGCAAAAUUAGUCGACACGAUCACUGUGCCAAAUGCGACUGCUUCGAUCCUCUGGCUUCUGGGAGAAUACUCCGAACAAGUGCCUCUUAUUGCUCCCGACGUUCUUAGAAAAAUGGCCAAACAGUUCCCGGAUUUGGACAAUGGGGUCAAAUUGCAAACGAUGAAUUUGGCAGUGAAGCUGUUGCUGACGAAUCCCUCGCAAACUGCCCUGUUGGCACAAUAUGUGCUGAACAUGGCGAAAUAUGAUAUUAGUUACGAUAUCAGAGACAGGGCCAGGUUUUUGCGGGCAUUUGUGUUCCCAGAACCCGGGACAGAAGGUAAUCCUUUUGUGAAGCAGGCCCGGAAGAUCUUUCUCGCGGCCAAGCCUGCUCCUUUGCUUGAGUCAAGGUUCAAAGCACGGGAAAAUUACAGAAUGGGUUCCUUGUCCCAUUACCUGAAUGCCCCCGCGGAAGGUUACCACGAAUUGCCGCCGUUCUCUGAGAAGCCGACUGAUUCUACCCUACGGGCUGUGAAGCUCUCGGAACCGGAACCGAAAAUCAACGCUUUCUUGUCGAGCUCGAAGACCAAGAAAAGUGGCACGAAGAAGGAGAAAAUUGAGCCUUCGUUUUAUUCAGAUGUGGAAGCUGAAGAGGACGAGGAAGAGUCUGAUGAAGAAACUGACACGAGCACUGAUGAAUCGUCUGAUGGAAGUUCCUCUGGCGAAGACACGGAUGAAAGCUCGUCAUCAAAAGCCUCUGAAACUCGAGAACCCGUGAAACAAAAGCCUGUCAAAUCUGUUGCAGUUAAACCCGCGAAAGCACCAGUAUUGAUAGACACGAAGGCAACUGCAAACGAGUCUUCCAGUGAGUCUGAAACUUCCGAUUCCGAGUCUGAGUCGGUCAGUGAAUCAUCUGAAGAAGAAAUUGUAGUGAAGACUAAACCGAAGCAAAAGGAAGAGCCCAAGAUCGUGAAGAGAGAUCCCGAAAUUAAGAAGACGUCGCAGAAAAAUGUGGAUCUUUUGCUGGACCUCGACUCUUUUGAUCCAAUUGGACCCACAUUAGCUCCUGUUACAUUUUCCGCCCCACUGGAAGCUAUGAAACCGAGCUCAACGAAUUUUGCUGCUGAUGCUGAUAUUCAGUUGGCAAGUUCAGCGUGGGUGCAGGAAGACUUCAGUGUCUUGGUGGAUUACAAAACCGCUGCUGGGCUCGAAGUUGCGCUUCGAUACCGAAGAGUCCCUUCCAUUUAUUCCCCGAAAAUGAUCGCCAUGGAAUUGCGGCUGGAGAACAAGUCCGAAGCCGAGAUGACUGACGUCAAGGUCGAGUUGAGCAAUUCUGCGCCGAAAGGCGUCACUUGGCACGGAUUCCCUACGCUUCAUUCCGUGGCAACAGGAAUGGCGCACACUGCGGGUGUCGGUCUCGACACUGGAGAUACCACGCAACCCGUUGCUUUGGACAUUUGCAUUUCCGGGCGGAAGUUUCCCGCUACUCUGAAGGUUCCCGUUGGAGAAAUGUGCCGAGCCGUGACAAUGGGCGAAGGAGCAUUUGCCAAGGAACGAGCGAAGCUUAGAGGAAUGAACGAACACACUGCGAAAUUCACAUUGAAAGAUCAUUUGAAUGAUCCGGGCAGUAUUGCGAAAGCUGUUUACUCCGUCGCAAAUGUGCUUCAGAUUCCCAGUUUCGAGGUCUCCAAUCUUCGCUUCGCAGGGCAGACGUUGUCGUCGAACGUGUUGGUUCUCGUCAGCGUCGUUCCAGUUGCUGGUUCUGCAGCCCGCGAAGCCAAUCUCACCGUAAACUGCGAUAAAAUGGUCAUUGGCUCUAUUUUGUUGAAGGAAAUCAAGGAUGCUUUGAGCAAAUGA